Molecule: messenger RNA, 2941 nt
Organism: Saccostrea cuccullata (small rock oyster)
Lineage: Eukaryota; Metazoa; Mollusca; Bivalvia; Ostreida; Ostreidae
Product: endothelin-converting enzyme 1-like
Exons: 15
Coding region: 39-2045 (668 amino acids)
Biological process (GO): protein processing
Cellular component (GO): plasma membrane
Molecular function (GO): metalloendopeptidase activity
Source: RefSeq, a predicted model, not a curated record
GCUCUACCCCUGAUUGUGUCCAGUCCAGUGCCUACAUCAUGAGUAAGAUGGACCGGUCCGUGGACCCGUGCCUGGACUUCUAUCAGUAUACAUGUGGGAACUGGCUAAAGACAACCAAAAUCCCAGCCUCACGAUCCCAUUACAGCUUGUUCUCUGAGAUAGGGGACCACAACAACGAAAAAGUUAGAGCUAUACUGGAGAAAGGUGGUGCGACUUUCAUGAACAACCAUUCCACAGCCAUAGAGAAAGCCAAAACAUUUUACAACUUAUGCAUGGAUGAGAAAACCAUAGAAAAUCAAGGGGUGGAUCCCAUUAUUAAAUUUAUUAGUGACCUCCAUUCCUGGCCUUUGACCUCAGGUCAUGGUCUGACCUGGUCUGAGGCAUCAUGGGAUUUUUACACGGCCCUAACAACCAAUCACGCAAAAGGAUUUGAGGCCCUGUUUAGUAUGGGCGUGGCAGUAGAUGAUAAAAAUAGCAGUCAAUAUAUAAUAGAAUUUUCACAAAGUGGUCUAUCUCUAGCAUCUAGAGAGGAAUAUUUUACAAACCACUCCAGUUAUCAGAAGAUAAAGAAAGGCUUCCUGGAUUUUGGUGCCAAAUUAGGGAAUCUGCUAGGGGGGGAUAACUCCUCUCUGUGGACAGGAAUGUCAGAUAUCUUUAGUCUAGAGACACAGUUAGCUAAUAUACAUGUUCCAAAGGAAGAAUUACUAGAUCCUACCAAGACUUAUCAUAAAAUGACAGUCUCAGAAUUCCAGACUCUGAUUGGUUCAUCUGUAAAGUUGGCCCAGUACCUGAAGACCUUGUUUGGGAGGGACCUGGGGGACGUAGCUGUUCUGGUUCAAACCCCCAAGUAUUUCCGGGAGCUUGGAGGGAUUCUAGAUAAAACUCCUAAAAGGACUCUAGCCAAUUACAUUGUGUGGAAUGCCCUGAAUUCCCAGGUGGGGUAUUUCCCGGCAGAUUUUGUGGAGGCUGCCCUCCUGUUGAGUAAGGUGGAGAGUGGAAUUCAGGGGCUGGACCCCAGGUGGCAGCGCUGUAUCAACAAGGUCAACACUGCGUUUGGAUUUGCCUCUAGCGCCCUCUAUGUUCAGGAGUAUUUUGCCAAGGAUAGUAAAUCUAAGGUUCUUACAAUUGUGAAGGAAGUGGAGGAGGCGUUUAUCCGUCAUUUGCCAAUGGUUUCAUGGAUGGAUGAACACACACGACAGAUCGCCAAGGAGAAAGUCCAGAAGAUUGUUGAGAUGAUUGGUUAUCCGGACUGGAUCCUGGAUACAUCAAAACUGGAUAAAUACUAUGAAAAUGUAACAAUAGAGAGUGGUCAAUUUUUCCACAGUCAUCUAAACAGUCUUAGGGAGUCUGUCGUGAAGAACUUUAACAAGUUAGGGACCGUGCCUGACAGAGAAGAAUGGCACAUGAUUCCAGCUGAGACCAAUGCUUACUACUCACAGUCGUAUAACCAGAUUGUCUUCCCUGCUGCUAUUUUACAGCGGCCUUUCUUUACACCAACAUUUCCUACGUCUUUCAAUUUUGGAACUGCUGGAAUGAUAAUUGGCCAUGAAAUGACUCAUGGAUUUGACAAUGAUGGUCGCCAUUAUGAUAAGUAUGGUAAUCUCAAUAACUGGUGGUCCAACCAAUCAGCAUUGAGCUUUCAGAAAGAGACAUCCUGUAUGGUCAAACAAUACUCCGCCUACACUGCUGAGAAUACUCAUUUGAAAGGAGAGAGAGUUCUUGGAGAGAAUAUUGCUGACAACGGAGGUCUGAAAAUGGCGUAUGCCGCAUACAAAUUCUGGGAAAAGUCACAAAGGUCAGCAGAGGUCACAUACCUUCCAGGGCUUGGUCUCACUCCAGAACAGCUGUUUUUUGUUGGCUUUGGUCAGCUAUGGUGUUCCUACUAUACUCCACAGUACGUGAAACAAGCUAUACUGACUGAUCCUCACACUAUAGGAAAAUACAGGACUAUAGGUGUGGUUUCCAAUUCUGGUGAUUUUGCCCGAGCUUUCAAUUGUCCUCCAAAUUCUCCCAUGAAUCCUCAAACGAAGUGCCAAGUUUGGUGAUACUCUGUUCAUUCCAUAUUGUCUGUGAUUACUGACCUCAUUCCACAAAAAAUAAUUUGGCCAUUUUCUUAGAUGGUAGAUUAAGUUUUCAAGUGCUGAUUGAACAAAGUAUUGUAUUUAUAUGUCUUCUAUUAUUAUUGUGAUCAUAGGCCUCAAAUGAGUGAAUAUUAUUUAUGACUUGUGUACAUGUACAUGUGUAUCAGUGAAAAACUUUAAUUCCUUACCGUUCUUAUUUAUCUUUAUUAAGAGGCAUUCCACUUUGUUUUUUUACAUUAUUUGUCUUACAAGAUCUCGUUUGCAUUGUUGAUAGCUUGAAAUUUCAGGUAGUGUAUUUCUGUUUUCAUUGGUUAGUUAGCAUUAAUUAUCGUAGAUGCUUUUUUUUUUGUUUAACUUGAAGGUUUUUUUUUUUAUAUUUUACAAAUAUAAUAUUAAUAUAACUUGGUAGAAUAAAUCAAAGGUAAUAUGUGCCUUUAUACAUGUAACCCAAAAUGCACCUGAUAUGACCUUUGAACUAUUUGUCCUUAUUUAGUUUAAUUAGCAUAAUUCAUGCAAAGUACUUGUAGUGACCACAGAGAGUGAAUGCAAAAUAGUGUGAAGUAGUUGCUAUACAAGUGACUUCCAUGAAGGUCAGUACAUGUGUGUUACAAACUGUUUUUUGUAUCAAGUUAUGUACCAAGUGCAUGGAGGGAUUUAUUUUUCUAAGAAAAAAUUUGCUGCUCAAGCAAAUUUGAAUGUGCUUCCACUUAGCUAGCCUUUAUGAUUAUAAGUCAUUUUUUUUGUUUUGUUUGUUACAUGUAGUUUUGUGUCUUUGUGUAACUGUACUGGCAUGUACAUGUAUUUGUAACCAAAAAAAUCUCAUUAUCUGUGGAAGAAUUUAAAUAAAUUUUAAAUUUUGA